This is a messenger RNA of Cordyceps fumosorosea ARSEF 2679, 1611 nucleotides long. Its product is annotated as Coenzyme A transferase. The transcript is spliced from 7 exons. Lineage: Eukaryota; Fungi; Ascomycota; Sordariomycetes; Hypocreales; Cordycipitaceae. Gene Ontology annotation, molecular function: succinyl-CoA:3-oxo-acid CoA-transferase activity. The coding region runs from base 1 to 1611 and encodes 536 amino acids. Gene Ontology annotation, biological process: ketone body catabolic process. The record is from RefSeq and is a predicted model, not a curated record.
AUGGCAUCCGCAAUGCGACCAAUUGUGGCGCGAAUCACCCUACGCAGGUCAAUUGCACCUCUUGGCAGGGCCACUUUCCUGAAAACACAGGCUCAGACGCAUCAUCGUCGAACCUUUAUCACGACGACGACACUGCUCUCGCAAAAGAAGCCUGCCGCCUACUCAAAACUGUGGGACAGUGCCGACCAUGCCGUAGCAGAUGUCAAGAGUGGCGCGACGGUCCUCAGCGCUGGCUUUGGGCUAUGCGGCGUCGCAGAAACUCUCAUCGAAGCUCUUCACCGACGAGGCAAGGAUUCGUUGCAUUCGCUCUCCGCCGUGUCCAACAAUGCUGGUAUCGAGGGGAAAGGCGGCCUGUCGCUGCUUAUAAGCAGCGGUCAGGUAGAUAAACUGACCCUAUCAUAUCUCGGAAAUAACAAAACACUGGAAAAAGGCUACUUGAAUGGCGAUAUUGCUGUCGAACUGUGCCCCCAAGGAUCCUUGGCUGAGCGCAUCCGAGCCGCCGGUGCUGGCAUCCCUGCCUUCUUCACUCGCACCGGUGCCAAUACUCUUGUCCAGGAUGGCGAAAUCCCGAUCCGGCUCGGUCCCGGCGGCAAGGCGCUCGAGCGAGGCACCAAGCGCGAGACACGCGAGUUCGACGGCAAGACGUUUCUCAUGGAAACCUCACUUCCCGGUGACGUGGCGAUACUGAGAGCCUACAAGGCAGACAAGGCAGGCAACUGCGUCUUCCGCUACACCACCAAGGCCUACGGCGUGCUCAUGGCCAAGGCCGCCAAGCUGACCAUUGUCGAGGCUGAGAACAUUGUCGAGAUUGGCGAGAUUAACCCCGACGACGUCGACCUCCCCGGCAUCUUUGUCGACCGCGUCGUGCCUGCAACAGCAGAGAAGAAGAUUGAGAUUCUCAAGAUCCAAGAGGCCCAGACCGGCGGCUCGAGCGAGCAGAGCGAGCACCAGGUGCGUCGCGAUCGCAUCGGUAAGCGCGCUUCGCAGGAGCUGCAGGAGGGCUUCUAUGUGAACCUCGGGGUGGGCAUCCCCACGCUCGCGGCGAAUUAUAUCCCUGAGGGCCGCACCGUCUGGCUGCAGAGCGAGAACGGAAUGCUCGGAAUGGGGCCGUAUCCCACGAAAGACGAGGUUGACGGUGAUGUUGUCAAUGCGGGCAAGGAAACGGUUACCAUGGUCCCUGGCGCUUCGUGCUUUGACUCCUCCGAAUCGUUUGGCAUGAUCCGCGGAGGCCACGUUGAUGUCUCGAUUCUCGGAGCCCUGCAGGUGAGCGCCGCGGGCGACCUCGCCAAUUACAUGAUCCCCGGCAAGGUCUUCAAGGGCAUGGGCGGCGCCAUGGACCUGGUCGCCAACCCGGACAAGACCAAGAUUGUCGUGGCGACCGAGCACGUCGCCAAGGACGGGUCGCCCAAGAUUGUGCAGGACUGCAGCCUGCCGCUGACCGGCGCACGCGUCGUCAGCACCAUUAUUACCGACCUCUGCGUCUUCCAGGUAGACCGCAAAGCUGGCGGGCUGACCCUGACGGAGUUGGCGCCGGGCGUGACGGUGGAUGAGAUUAAGAGCAAAACGGACGCCACGUUUACGGUGUCCAAGGACCUAAAGGAGAUGCAGUAG